This is a messenger RNA of Fonsecaea nubica, 1314 nucleotides long. RefSeq lists its product as hypothetical. The coding region runs from base 1 to 1314 and encodes 437 amino acids. NCBI's taxonomy places the organism in Eukaryota, Fungi, Ascomycota, Eurotiomycetes, Chaetothyriales, Herpotrichiellaceae. The record is from RefSeq and is a predicted model, not a curated record. The transcript is spliced from 5 exons. Gene Ontology annotation, cellular component: fungal-type vacuole lumen. Gene Ontology annotation, molecular function: carboxypeptidase activity.
AUGGCACUGCUCGAAAAUUACCAUUCAUUUGACACUGCUCAGGUCGUCCCCGCAGGCGAAUCAACUUCUGAGGAAUGGACCUAUCCACCUUAUUCUGGCCAUUACGAUGGAGAGUAUAUCUGGGGGCGAGGCUCCGAAGACGACAAAUCGAAUCUCAUUGCAAUGUUGACAGCCAUCGACUGCUUACUCGCAUGUGACUUCGUACCAGACCGGACGGUGAUCGUCUCGGUCGGCUUCGACGAGGAGGGUGGAGCCGAACAGAGUUAUGGCGCUAGGUGCCUCGCGGAGACACUCUUGGAGAGAUAUGGCAAGGACGGUAUCGAAUUGAUUUUCGACGAGGGCAUCGCGGGUAUUGAGAAUCGUUUCGGAACGGACUUCGCACUACCUGCCACGGCCGAAAAGGGAUAUAUCGAUGUCGCUGUGACUGUCAAUGUUCCGGGAGGCCACUCCUCUACCCCGCCUGACCAUACAGCUAUUGGGUUUUUGGCCCAGAUCAUUCGUUUGAUUGAGGACCACCCAUUUCAAUCACAGCUGGUUCGAAACAAUCCGACUUUGACGUACCUUCGACAAGCUGCUUUAUAUGCCAAACAGAUGCCCGAAGAUCUGCGCGAAGCAAUCCUCGGCGCGCAGAGCUCUGAAAGGCUCCUCGAAUAUAUGGAUAGCGACCGCGAGAGACGUGCUAUGAUUAGAACAUCCACAGCGGUUGACGUGAUUCAAGGCGGAGACAAGGUAAACUCGCUCCCAGAGAAUGCCAGCGUUCUCGUCAAUCAUCGCAUCGCAAUCCAAGAUUCGGUCCAGGCUGUGAAGAGCCACUACGUUGAUCUGCUGGCGCCUUGGGCGCAGGAACGAGGUUUCAAACUUCACGCUUUUGGUGAAAAGGCUCAAUGUGAAAACAACAAUGUGACACGACCAGGUAACAACACUGCCGAUUGUGGUGACCUCACUCUUUCCGCACAUUACGAGCUCGAGUCGUCGCCGGUCUCAUGUGCAGAGGAUGCCCGAUUCAGACUACUUGCAGGUACCAUCAAAGGCGUGUUUGGGGAUGACGUGGUUGUUGCGCCUGAACUGUUGACUGGGAAUACUGACACUAGAUACUACUGGGACCUUUCGCCGCAGAUAUACCGUAUGUCUCCAUGGCGAGCGAGCCAUGACCCCCGAGGGACUCGGAUGCACACGGUGGAUGAGAGGAUGCCCAUCAAAGGCCUCAUGGAGAUGGUACACUUUUACCACGAGUUCAUCCGUGUAGUGGACGAGGUCCCCGUCCAGAAUCCCCGGGACAUCCAGAAGCAAACUCGACACGAAAGCAUGAUUUGA